AUGGGAAGAACCAAAGUUUCCACUCUUUUCUCUUCCAAUAACAACCAUCACUACACUCUUCCUCUUUCCAACACCAUUAACCAAACUCUUGUCAACAAACCCUAUUCACACAAAGAUUCUUUUCCCUUUUCUCUCUUCAAAUUUUUUCAACGCUUUAUCUACACAAGAAAAGUUGAUGGAGGAUCACGAACUGAGGAAGAAGAGAAAGUUUACUCUUGGUUAUACACCUUGGCUCAGUCUGAGAAAAACAUGGUCUUUGAGUAUGUUAGGUCAACUGAAAGAGGCUUAAGUUUUACGGAAGCUGAGAGGAGGCUGCGGGAAAACGGACCAAAUGUUCCACUUGAGUAUUCUUUUCCAAACUCGUGGCAUCUUCUAUGGAACGCUCUUUUUCAUCCUUUCAAUAUGAUUCUGAUUGUAUUAUCUUCAAUGUCAUUCAUUGCGCGUGACUAUCCAAACGGGUUCAUCAUGUUCAUUUUGCUUUUUAUCAGUGUCAUCAUUCGCUUCUGUCUGGAACACAAAAGCUCAAGAGCAGCAAUGAAGCUUUCAGAAUUUUUAAGCUGUCCUAUAAGAGUUCAAAGAUGUGCCGGUAGAAUUGAGCAGAAAGAAUUGACAGUUCAAGUUGAUCACAAGGAUGUGGUUCCAGGGGACAUUGUGAUUUUUGAACCUGGCGACCUCUUUCCUGGAGAUGUCAGGCUGUUAUCGUCAAAACACCUUGUUGUAAGCCAGGCCUCACUAACUGGGGAAUCUAUGACAACUGAUAAAACUGCUGAUGUUAGAGAAGACCACAUCACUCCUUUACUAGAUUUAAAGAACAUUUGUUUUAUGGGAACAAAUGUGGUAUCAGGUACUGGAACAGGUUUAGUUAUUUCAACUGGAUCCAAUACUUACAUGAGCACCAUGUUUUCAAAAAUUGGGAAGAAGAAGCCACCCGAUGACUUUGAAAAGGGUCUCAGAUGGAUAUUUUACAUGCUUAUUUCUGUUAUGGUAGUAGUUGUUACAAUUAUGUUUGUGACAGAUUACACUGCGUCUAAUGAUUUGAGCAAGAGUAUUCUCUUUGCCAUCUCAGUUGCAUCUGCCCUCAAUCCUCAGAUGCUUCCCCUCAUCAUUAACACAUGCCUUGCGAAAGGAGCCCUUGCUAUGGCUAAAGACCGAUGUAUUGUAAAAAGUCUAACAACCAUACGCGAGAUGGGAUCAAUGGAUAUCCUUUGUAUUGACAAGACAGGCAGCCUUACAUUGAAUCAUGCUAUUUUGGUUAAUCAUCUCGACUGUAGGGGUUUACCUCGAGAAAAAGUUCUACGCUACGCCUUCCUCAACGCUUACUUCAAGACUGAGCAAAAGUAUCCUCUAGAUGAUGCAAUUCUAGCACAUGUAUAUUCAAAUGGAUUCAAGUUUCAGCCGUCUAAGUGGAAGAAGAUCAAUGAGAUUCCUUUUGACUUCAUAAGAAGAAGAGUAUCUGUCAUGUUAGAAACAGACGACAGGCACUCACAGUUCUUUGGCAGGUUCAUGGUUACAAAAGGAGCAUUGUUGGAAGUUAUAAAAGUUUGUUCUUUUAUUGAGAAUUUUGAUAAAGAUGAAAUUUCUACAUUCUCCUCAGAUGACUAUCAGAGGAUUUUAAAUCUAUCAGAAGAAUUGAGCAAUGAGGGGUUAAGGGUUAUAGCAGUAGCUAUUAAGAAGCUUGAAAUGCAGCAAACUUGCGAAACAAGUAAUGGAAGCAAGAGAGGCAACAGUGAUUUCGAAAGAGACAUGAUACUCCUUGGCAUUAUAACGUUUUUUGACCCGCCUAAGGACUCAGCAAAGCAAGCACUUUGGUGUUUAGCCGAGAAGGGUGUGAAAGCAAAGGUUUUAACAGGUGACUCACUUUCAUUAACCACAAGAGUAUGCAAAGAAGUUGGCAUAAGUACGGCUCAUGUUAUAACAGGACCCGAGCUAGAAGAACUUGAUCAAGACACUUUCCACGAGACCGUUAAAAGAGCAACAGUGCUAGCUCGUCUCACGCCAACGCAGAAACUCCGAGUCGUUCAGUCCUUGCAGACAAUAGGAAACCAUGUUGUAGGAUUCUUGGGAGACGGUGUGAAUGAUUCACUAGCAUUGGAUGCUGCCCAUGUAAGCAUUUCUGUGGACUCGGGUGUACCCAUUGCCAAAGACAUGGCAGAUAUAAUCUUACUAGAGAAAGAUCUUAAUGUGCUCGUCGCGGGCGUUGAGCACGGCCGUCUCACCUUCGGCAACACAAUGAAAUAUAUAAAGAUGUCAGUUAUUGCUAACUUAGGUAGUAUCAUUUCACUUCUUAUAGCAACAUUGUUCCUCAAACGUGAGCCAUUGACUUCUAGACAGCUUCUUACGCAAAAUUUCAUCUACAGUCUCGGACAAAUCGUUAUCCCUUGGGACAAAAUGGACGAAGAAUAUUUGAAAACUCCUCAUAAGUGGUCGGAACGAGGGUUACCAGUGUUCAUAUUAUGGAAUGGACCAGUUUUCACUUUUUGUGAUGUUGCAACACUUCUGUUUCUUUUGUUCUAUUACAAAGCUUAUGGAGAUGAGAAAUUUUUCCAUACAGCUUGGUUCACUGAGGGUCUUCUCAUGCAUACUCUCAUUGUUCAUUUGAUAAGAACUGAGAAAAUUCCUUUUAUACAAGAUAUUGCAUCUUGGCCUGUGAUUUUCUCCACUCUUGUUAUAUCUGCAAUUGGAAUUGCAAUCCCAUUUACUCCUAUUGGAAAGGUUAUGGAAUUCACAGUUUUACCCCUCUCCUAUUUUGGAUUUUUGUUUGUUAUUUUUCUGGGAUAUUUUACACUUGGUCAGGUUGUUAAGAGACUUUAUAUAUUGAUUUAUAAGAGAUGGCUUUGA
Molecule: messenger RNA, 2838 nt
Organism: Lathyrus sativus (Indian pea)
Lineage: Eukaryota; Viridiplantae; Streptophyta; Magnoliopsida; Fabales; Fabaceae
Source: the annotation of a GenBank genome assembly